CAGCGCCUCCAGUGCCACCACAAGCAACGUGUUCUCACUUGUAGUGUCAAAUCCACCACUCCACGCUCGACGUCAAUCGUUUUUCCUUCCCCAGACCAUCAUCUUCUUCCUCCAGAUACAAUGUCGACUUUGUGAGGACUUGAAGGUAGCAUACCACGCCUUUACCUGUGCGCCUUGCGCUCAUUCUUGACCUUCGUCCAAAAUGCCAGCCACGCUGCGUAACGGCAAAUCUUUGCCAGAGUCUCCUCCCAAGCCUUCGCCAUCAGUCGGCGCUUUUACGACGACUCAAGACGGCAUGUCAAAGCAGAGACCGUCGUCCUACCUGCUGCUCAUAUAUCCUGCCAUAUUGGCCAUCGGGUCCCUCUACUCCGUCAUUUCCCCCACUACCUUCUCUCCCACGACUCGACCGCUGGCACCUGGCUUGACUUCUGCCCAUGAAGUAGAUCAUAUGCCCACAAAUUACUUUUCGGGCAAAAGAAACAUAUUCAAUGUCUACUUUGUCAAAUUGGGUUGGUUCUGGACCACGCUGGCAUUCAUGCUUCUCCAGACCACCACAAGGCCCCAUCACAAGUAUUCAUCGAAGCACUACAUCCAAGCGGCCGUUCGAUAUGGCCUCAUAACGCUAUCAUGGGUCCUGACAACACAGUGGUUUUUUGGCCCUGCGUUGAUUGACCGCAGCUUUACCUUCAGUGGAGGCCAUUGUGAGCCACAGCUGUUUAAUGAAUCUGGAAUUGAGGGGGCUUUGGAGGUGACAACAGCCACCUCAGGGCUGACCUGCAAAGCAGCAGGUGGAGUCUGGCGGGGAGGCUAUGACAUCUCAGGACAUGUCUUCAUGCUGGUCCUCUCGUCCUCCUUUUUGCUCUACGAACUUUACAUUGCCGAUCGGCACUCUUGGCAUCCUUCGGUGUCGCCACAAGCCGCGGCCAAAGUCGCACAUGAAUUGACGACAGAAGAGCGCAUCGCUGUAGGUGGCUGGGAGUCCGAGACUGUAGCGAGGAUCCGGCUCUGGGCCCGAUAUUUUCUUUACACCGUCGUAGUUCUGGAUCUGUGGAUGCUGAUGAUGACUGCCAUCUUUUUCCAUACAUGGCUCGAGAAAUUAACCGGCCUGGCCAUUGCCGGUUCCUCUGUUUGGGCAACCUACUUUCUCGGCGAUAUUCUGGAAGCCUGGAGAUCCAUAGUCGGCGGUUUAUGAUGAACGAACGUGUCAUGGCACCUCCGGAGCGCUCUUCCAACCGGCAUUAUUACGAAGACACGACCGAAGGAUUGGGUAGCUUUCUCCAAGGACUCGGCAUUUUCAAAGUGUAUAGUGAGAUCGCGAGCGUCCAAGUACAGCUUAUCCUUGCUUCAAUCAUUGGACAACCAUCCAAGUUCCAUAUAUAGCCAUACCCAGCAGGACGUCUGUCACAAGGCAAGAAAGUGCCAAAAUAUGCAUAUAAAGAA
This is a messenger RNA of Exophiala mesophila, 1440 nucleotides long. RefSeq lists its product as uncharacterized. The record is from RefSeq and is a predicted model, not a curated record. Gene Ontology annotation, biological process: lipid storage; lipid droplet organization; phospholipid biosynthetic process. The coding region runs from base 203 to 1192 and encodes 329 amino acids. NCBI's taxonomy places the organism in Eukaryota, Fungi, Ascomycota, Eurotiomycetes, Chaetothyriales, Herpotrichiellaceae. The transcript has a single exon. Gene Ontology annotation, cellular component: endoplasmic reticulum membrane.